This is a messenger RNA of Lathyrus sativus (Indian pea), 768 nucleotides long. The record is from the annotation of a GenBank genome assembly. Lineage: Eukaryota; Viridiplantae; Streptophyta; Magnoliopsida; Fabales; Fabaceae.
AUGAAUAAGCUGGACGUGAAAAUGGACAAGUUUAGCUUUGCCAGUGUUAUCAGUGCUUGUGCUAGUAAAUCUUCCCUUGAACUUGGUGAGCAAGUAUUUGCUAAAGCUAUUACUUUGGGGCUUGAAUCAAACCAAAUCAUUUCUACCUCACUUGUUGACUUUUAUUGUAAAUGUGGUCUUGUUGAGAUGGGACGAAAAGUUUUUGAUGGAAUGGUAAAAACUGAUGAAGUUUCUUGGAAUACAAUGCUGAUGGGAUAUGCGACAAAUGGAUAUGGAAUAGAAGCACUAACCCUUUUUAAUGAAAUGAGGUAUUGUGAUGUGAGGCCUUCUGCUAUUACUUUUACCGGUGUUCUUUCAGCCUGUGAUCAUUGCGGUCUGGUAGAAGAAGGAAGAAAUCUGUUCCAUACUAUGAAGCACGUGUAUAAUAUAAAUCCAGGGAUUGAACAUUACUCUUGCAUGGUUGACCUUUUUGCCCGAGCUGGUUGUUUUGGGGAAGCAAUGUAUCUUAUUGAAGAGAUGUCUUUUCAGGCUGAUGCAAACAUGUGGUUAUCAGUAUUAAGAGGCUGCAUAUCCUAUGGAAACAAGACUAUUGGAAAGAUGGCAGCAGAGCAAAUUAUUCAGCUUGAUCCUGAAAAUCCAGGUGCUUAUAUACAACUAUCUAACAUACUUGCAACUUCUGAGGACUGGGAAGGAUCAGCAAAAGUAAGAGAGUUGAUGAGAGAUAAAAACGUUCUGAAGAUUCCUGGUUGCAGUUGGGCAGAUUGUUGA